CAAUAAAUCAAAUGAAACAGCUGAACGAAUUACUUAGUGUUAUGAGUAAUAUUGGUGCUUUUAUUCGGGUGUGUACUUGUGUGUGUGUGUGUGUGUGUGUGUGUGUGUGUGUUCGUGAAUGAGUGUGUGGGUUGUGACUCAAUGUGUUCACAAUCGGUACUAAGAUGACGUUUUGUGUGACAGUUGUUUACUCUAGUUUUCAUAUAGAAGUGGCCAAAACUAUUUUUUGCUAAUGUUUCUUUGCGUUAACCAACAAUCUUACGACUGUACAUAGUGAAAAUAUCAACGCAUUGUCUAUUGUUUAGAUUUUUAAUUUAGUCACGAGAAAAUAUCCGCGUUUUAAUCAUGAAUUUUCACUAAUCGAGCAGCACUAUUUGGAACUAAAAUCUUGAAAUAUUUCACCGUUUCGUUGAGAGUGUAAAAAAUUCAACCAAAUAAUCGAUUUUAAUUGUCAUCGCAAAUAUAAACAACGAACACUGAUUAGAUACAGUGGCAGAUCAUUUGUUUGCUAUUUGAUUUUUUCGAUUGUAAGAAACUGGAACGAUGUCACGUAAAGUGACUAUUGUUAAUUAUUACGGCCCACAAAAUGAUUCACGUUGCGGUUAUUGCUCUAAUUCCAGCUCAAGCCAAUCACACGGUAUGUGGGCCCAUUGUAUGACAGCUGCUGAUUAUCAGGAUUUGAUUGACCGAGGGUGGCGACGAUCCGGUCAGUAUUGCUACAAACCCAAUAACGCAAUCACUUGUUGCCCCUGCUAUACCAUCAAAUGUGAUGCCAAAACAUUUCAAUUGUCGAAAUCGCACAAAAAAAAUCUCAAAAAGGUGAACAGCUAUCUGCGAACGGGUCAAAAAGGCGGCGGCGGCGGUGCCGACAAUCGAAGCAUUAAAAGUGAUGGCGACAAUGAUGUUCAAACUGAUCACAACACUGAUUGUGAUAUGAAAGUGGAUGGGGAAGAACAGAAGCCAACGGAAGCGACCGAAUCAAGUGCCUUAGCCGAAAGUAAAAUGAUAACCUCGAAUCAACCCAAAGUAUCGAUUGAUAUAGAUAAUGUGCUAGAUAUUAUUGAGAAGGCCGAAAAUGGUCCAAAAGUCGAAGCAACGACCAGCAGCAGUUCAGCCAAUACGGAUGGUGGAUCGGUACAAAAAAGUGAUACGGGAACGUGUAGCAAUAGAAAAUCGAGUAAUGAGUCAAAUAAGCGUGGUUUGGUGGCCGGACCGGAUCCGACCAAACCGCUACAACCGAAGGCGAAAUUGCUGCGACAACAACGCAAAGCCGAAAAACAACAGGCCAAAGCAAAUACCAUGGCGACGGAUACAAAUGUGGUGACGCCGUCGGUUUCGGAAAAAAUGCCGAAAAAUAUCCAAAAAGAUUUGAAAUCGUUGAUCGAUGAAAUACCUGCGGAUGGUGCACACAAAUUGAAGCUUAUUCUGGUCAAUGUCGAGAGCGACGAAUACAAACGCACCCAAAGCACUGAAUUUGCAUUGUAUACCAAAUAUCAGACACAAAUUCAUCACGAUCCACCAAAUGAUCUAAGCGAAUUCCUAGAUUUUCUAUGCAUUUCACCCAUUAAGCAUGAGACACCAGACGAUGGGCCAACAUGUGGAUAUGGUUCGUUUCACCAACAAUAUUGGCUCGACGACAAACUGAUUGCCGUUGGUGUCAUCGAUAUUCUACCGAAAUGCGUGAGCUCCGUUUAUUUCUUCUACGAUCCAGAGUAUAGUUUUUUAACGCUCGGAACCUACGGAACAUUGCGUGAAGUGCAGUUUGUGAGGGAAUUGAAUGAAUCGACAGCUGAGUUAAGCGAAUACUAUAUGGGAUUUUACAUACACAGUUGUCCGAAGAUGCGAUACAAGGGAAAAUUACAUCCGUCGUAUUUAUUAUGCCCGGAGACGUAUACGUGGCAUCUGAUCAAUGAUGAUAUACUCAAGUUAUUAGAUGAAUCGAAAUACUCGCGCUUUAAUUUGGAUCCGCAGGCCAGUGAUCUCAACGAAUUUAAUCCGGCCACUGAUUUGAAUCAUUUGCGAUUGCUUGUUGAUUACAAAUACUGUUUAACGUACAGAGACUAUAAGGAGUAUAAAGGAACUGAGGGAACGGACAGUGACGAAGAUGAUUUCGAUAACUUCAGUGAAUAUGGCAAGCUGGUGGGCAAGGUGCUAUCCCGUCGUUUGUAUUUGGUCACAUAAAACACUGAAUGGAUUCAAGCGCAUUUAAUGCUGCGCUCUCUCCCAGCAUUUUUUCAUAUAUUUUUGGUCUGUGCCAUUCACCAAUUGAAUGCACCAUUUACUGAUACAUCAACCGCAAUAUUUUGUUCAAAAAUACCUCUCAAUCUAUUUAUGAAAGAAAAAAAAACAUUUUUAAAAUCUUGUUAUGCUCUUAACUCAAUUACAACCAUGAUGCAUACAUUGUCCAGAAAACAGGAUAUUUUUCGAUUCAUAAACCAUGCAAAUGGCAAAAUAUAUAAACAAAAUAAAUCAAUAGUACAGAAGUAAAA
Messenger RNA from Sitodiplosis mosellana (orange wheat blossom midge), 2489 nucleotides. RefSeq names its product arginyl-tRNA--protein transferase 1-like. The record is from RefSeq and is a predicted model, not a curated record. Bases 544 to 2181 code for a protein of 545 amino acids. Gene Ontology annotation, molecular function: arginyl-tRNA--protein transferase activity. Gene Ontology annotation, cellular component: cytoplasm. NCBI's taxonomy places the organism in Eukaryota, Metazoa, Arthropoda, Insecta, Diptera, Cecidomyiidae. Gene Ontology annotation, biological process: protein arginylation. The transcript has 9 exons.